AAUUCUGCAAGUGGUUCUGAUUUACUAUCACUGUUCUCUAGCUGGUCUAAAACCGCUUUUGACCUAAAGGGACGCUUUUUGGACGCCAUGGACGUUUCUCAGUUUCCAGGCAGAAAUAACAGUAAAAAUGCAGGCAGGGCACAGGACAAAGCACUAGGGGCAAAAUGUAUGUGAAAUGGUUUGAUACAUGAAUGUCACUUUUUGUCAUUUUCAAAUUUCCUGCCGUUCCGUCCCCGUACGUCUCGACGCUUGCAGGGGACAGAACCCAGAAGACAGAUGCUGGCAUCCGCCGGAUUACAUUGCCGGGGACACUGCAGGAGGGACAU
Molecule: messenger RNA, 326 nt
Organism: Staurois parvus
Lineage: Eukaryota; Metazoa; Chordata; Amphibia; Anura; Ranidae
Source: the annotation of a GenBank genome assembly